AUGAAAAACACUUCAAUUUUUGGUUGCAGUGAUAUGAAAAGAAGCUCAUCUGAAUUAGCCCUCCAAGAACUUUUUCCUUCAGAAGAUGAGAAGAAAACUGAACAAAUUGGAGGGACCGAUGAUGAUUUUUUUGCUGGGGAUUUGUCAUUUUCUUGCAAGAAUUUGGAAAUGAUAAAAGGGUUGUCUAGUUAUAGCCAAUUGGCUGAUAACCCGUAUUUGCCCCAGAAUUUCAGCGUUAAGGCUUCUAAGAAUUCAGCUACAAUAGAUUCCCAAUCAUCAAUAAGUGUUGGUAUUCCAUCAUCAGCAACUAAGCCAAAGGGCCAAGAUAAUCGAGCAACUGGAGCUAGCAGUGGUUCAUCCCGUGAGCAAUCAGAUGAAGAUGAUCAAGAGAUAGAAGCUGGUCCUUGCGAACAGAGCACAAAUCCUGUCGAUAGCAAACGCAUUAAAAGGAUGGUUUCAAACCGGGAAUCUGCUCGGCGCUCGAGAAGAAGGAAACAAGCACAUUUAGCAGAUCUUGACCAACAGGUUAAACAACUACAAGGCGAGUAUGAAACCUUGUUCAAACAACUUGAAGAUGCUACUCAGCAAUUCAAAGAUGCUGUGACUAAUAAUCGAGUGCUCAAAUCAAAUGUGGAAGCUUUAAGAGCCAAGGUGAAACUGGCUGAAGACUUGGUUGCUCGAGGCUCAUUGACCUCUAGUUUGAGCCAUCUUCUUCAGAAUUAUUUAAACACACCUCAAACAUUUACGAAUAUCAAUAUUGGCCGGAUGGAUAUUGUCUCUCCUACUAUCACAAUUCAGGGAGAUGAUAUUGCUUCAUACCCAGGAAUAAUAGAUUCAACUCAACUUGAAAAUUCUAAUACCGUUAAUGGAAGUGCCACCAAUGGAGUCAUCACUGAUACUGUUGGCUGCGUGCUAGACAUGUGGCCUUGGGAAUCUCAUGUUGUGCCGGUGUCGAAGUAA
Molecule: messenger RNA, 960 nt
Organism: Fraxinus pennsylvanica
Lineage: Eukaryota; Viridiplantae; Streptophyta; Magnoliopsida; Lamiales; Oleaceae
Source: the annotation of a GenBank genome assembly